This is a messenger RNA of Plasmodium yoelii, 1980 nucleotides long. RefSeq names its product ATP-dependent RNA helicase. Bases 1 to 1980 code for a protein of 659 amino acids. Gene Ontology annotation, cellular component: 90S preribosome. NCBI's taxonomy places the organism in Eukaryota, Apicomplexa, Aconoidasida, Haemosporida, Plasmodiidae. The record is from RefSeq and is a predicted model, not a curated record. Gene Ontology annotation, molecular function: ATP binding; nucleic acid binding. Gene Ontology annotation, biological process: maturation of SSU-rRNA. The transcript has a single exon.
AUGGAUGUAGUAAAGAAAUUGACGUAUGGACUAAAUUUAAAAAAUAACGAUUUGAUGAAUUUAAAAGAAGAAAAUUUAAAGCCAUUAAAAAAUAUAAUAAAUAUAAAUACUACUACAGUAUCAGAUAUAAAUAAUAGUAAAAAAAAAGGGAUAAUAAAAGAUUGCGAAUCUAUAAAAUUUUCAAAUUUUAAAAAAAAUGAAAAGUUAGUAAAUGCAUAUAUGAAGGAAAAUGACAUAAACAUCGAGUAUUUUAAUUUGAACAGAGUUGUGACCCCUAUUCGUUUUUUUAAUGAUAUUGCUGAUUGUAUUGAAAAUGUAAAUUAUGAUCAUAACAAACUUGUUCAAAAUGUGGAUAAAUCUGACAAUAAUUUUUCUCCAAAAGUGAAUAAAGAAAAUAUUUGUGAUAAUAUAAUUUCAGAAAAUAAUGCAACCCUUUUAAAAGCUGAGAUGAAUAAUAUUGGCGAUAAAAAAAUUAAAAAUGACGAAGCAAAAAAUGACGAAGCAAAAAAUGACGAAGCAAAAAAUGACGAAGUAAAAGGGGGCGAAGUAAAAGGGGGCGAAGUAAAAGGGGAUGACGUGAAAAAACUUAUGAAUACAAUAAAGAACACAUUACAUUUUGACUAUCCCACAUCUAUCCAAAAAAUAUGUAUACCCUCAAUUUUAAAUGGGUUUAAUACAAUUUGCAUUUCCCAAACUGGAAGUGGUAAAACAUGUGCUUUUUUGAUUCCACUUCUCCUAAAGUUAAUUAGUUAUGGGAAUGUAAGUAAUGUAAGUAAUGUAAAUAAUGAUGGUAAUGGUGGUGAUAAUAAUGUAAGUAAUGGUGGUGAUAGCGAAAGGGGUGACAGCGAAGGGGGCGAGUCGAUUUAUUUUCGAAGUCUUGUAAUAGUCCCAACUAUCGAAUUGGGUGUCCAAAUUUAUGAACAUGCAAUAACUUUAUUUGAGUCGUUCAGAAAAUUUAAUAUAAUUAAUCUUCAAAAGAAAGAAAUUGAAAUUAACAAAAAUGUCGAUGUAUGUAUUUGUACACCCUUAGUACUUUUACAAUUAUUAGAAAAAGAAAAAAAAAUAAGUUUGCAAAAAUGUUUUUAUAUUGUUUUUGAUGAAGUAGAUAAGCUUUUUGAAAUAAAGUUUUUAGAACAUGUUAAUUAUUUAUUAAAUAAAAUAAAAAAUAUAAAAAUUCAAAAAAUAUUUACAACAGCUACAUUACCAGGAAAAGUUAAAUCAUUUAUAAACACAUUAUGUAUAAAUUAUGCUACUGUUUAUUUUGGUAAAAAUAUAAAUAUCAUAAAUAAUAAUAUAAAGCAAGAAUUAAUUUAUAUAAAUAGUGAAGAUGAUAAAUUUAUUGUUUUAAAUAACUUAAUAAAAAAUAAAGAAAUACAUAUACCAGUUUUAAUAUUUACAGAUAGUAUAGAAAAAUGUAAAUAUGUUUAUAAAAAUUUAAUAAAAUUAAUGGAAAAUGUUAAUAUAAAUAAUAUAAAUUGUGCUUCUUAUAUCGAAAUGUUACAUUCUGAUAAGUCUAAAGAAGAUAGAAAUAAAAUAUUUCACAAUCUUAAGUCUGGAAAUAUUUGGUAUCUUGUAUGUACUGAUAUUAUAAGUAGAGGUAUAGAUAUAAAUGGCAUUGAAACAGUUAUAAAUUAUGAUGUAUGCUAUGAUAAAUAUAAUUACAUUCAUAGAAUUGGUAGGGUUUGUAGAUCAGACAAUAAAAGGGAAGGUAAAGCGAUUACUUUUUUUACUAAAAAUAAUAUUAAAUAUAUGAAAGAUAUUAUACGAUUUGUUAAAAACAGUGGAACAAAAAUUCCAGAUUAUUUGGAAAAUUUUAAAUUCGCCCCGACACCGAAAUUUAACCACUUUGCUAAGCCUCGCCAGGGGCAGACCCCCCCCAAGGCGAGCGGAAAGGCAAGCGGUAAAUCAAGCGGUAAAUCAAGCGGUAAAUCAGCCAAAAAAUCAGCCAAAAAAAUGAGCAAAAAUGGAAGGCUAGUUUGA